AUGUUCAAGCUGGUGGUGUUGUCUGCCCUUCUGGCCGUCGCCUGUGCCAAGCCCAGCGGCGUCGCUUUGGCUUACACCGCCCCUGCCGUGGUUGCUGCCCCUGCUGCAGUCAGUCAUACCUUCAGGAGUGACGUCGUCAGUAAGCCUCUCGUAGCUGCCUACUCUGCACCAAUCCUGGCACACACAGCAUAUGCUGCUCCUCUUGUGACUGCCCAUGCUGCCCCUGUGAUCGCUGCCCCACUAACCUACGCUGCUGGUGCACCCAUCAUCCAUGCAUUUUAA
This is a messenger RNA of Acanthoscelides obtectus, 282 nucleotides long. The record is from the annotation of a GenBank genome assembly. Lineage: Eukaryota; Metazoa; Arthropoda; Insecta; Coleoptera; Chrysomelidae.